CUACCUUUAUAUAAAGGUGAAAGAUGUGUGCAUUUUUAAACACGCAGAAGAUUAGCUAGAAGAUACAAGGAAGGAAGCACCCCCCAAUUCUAAAUGGUGAUUUGUGAUAUUCAGGAGGGUUUGGGAAAUAAAAUGGGCCAUCAAUGCUGCAGAAAACAGAAAGUCAAGAGAGGGCUAUGGUCUCCAGAAGAAGACGAGAAGCUAAUAAAAUAUAUAACCACCCAUGGUCAUGGUUCUUGGAGUUCUGUUCCAAAUCUAGCAGGGUUGGAAAGGUGUGGAAAGAGUUGUAGAUUGAGAUGGAUAAACUACUUGAGACCGGAUCUCAAAAGAGGUUCAAUUACCGCAAAAGAAGAGAGGAUCAUCAUUGACAUUCACAGGAUACUAGGCAAUAGAUGGGCUCAAAUAGCUAAGCAUUUGCCUGGCAGAACUGACAAUGAGGUCAAGAACUUCUGGAACUCAUGCAUAAAAAAGAAGCUUAUUGCACAAGGGUUAGAUCCAAACACUCACAAUCUCCUCUCUACUAAUUAUAAACAAAACAAUGACAAUAAUGCAUGGAAGCUCUCUUAUCAUUCCCAGCAACAACCCACCUCAACUUUCACAAUGAAUUCACAAAUCAGUGGUAUCUCAUCAAUGGUUAUGAAAGCACCCCCUAUUCCAUUCCCUAUGAUUCCUCUUGCUCCUGAUACUAAUCCUCGCUUAUCACACGAAUUCUCAUCCAUAUUAACAUAUGAAUACCAAAACCCUAAAAUGCAAGCUUUCUUGGAGAGCACUGCAAGCCAAUCUUCAAUCGGAAGUAUUCCUAUAUUCUCUUCUACUUCACAUCCAUCCGAGUUUGGCAUGUUAGAUGAGAGCUGCAUGUGGGCUGGUGGCUAUGAACCCAUUCAAUCCAUAAUACCUGAAACAAAGCAGCCAGAGCGGCAAGUGGAAAUUGAGAAGAUCACCAGUGAGUUAGUAAGUGUUGGGCAGAAUAUGGAUGCUUCAUUUGAAACAUCUAACUUUGAUUUUGAUUUUGAUUUUGUGGAGUCGACUCUGCUGCCUUGUGGGAUGUACUAUAAUCAGAGUCCCAUCGAUCAACUUGCAUGGGAUUCAUGGGCCUUGCAAGAGAAAAAAUGAUUGUUGUGGCAAUAUUACGAAUUCACCCUACAGAAACGGUUUAAGACUAGUACUGGUAUGCUUGUUGACG
Molecule: messenger RNA, 1183 nt
Organism: Populus euphratica (Euphrates poplar)
Lineage: Eukaryota; Viridiplantae; Streptophyta; Magnoliopsida; Malpighiales; Salicaceae
Product: transcription factor MYB86-like
Exons: 2
Coding region: 94-1113 (339 amino acids)
Source: RefSeq, a predicted model, not a curated record